GGAGAGCGUGUUAAGAGGGGAUUGACGAGAGCUUCGUUGCAGAUUCCGAUGAGGAGAAAAUCCAAAACCCUAAGAACGACGAUGACCGCAACGAGGAAGAAGAUGAAAGGGACAUUGACGAGGCACUUGCAGGUCCAGUUAGGGCAGGUUUCUCUCGCCCCUCUCCACCACCAACUUUCCUCUUCCACCGCCGCUUGCUUCCAAGACUUGCCUGAAUCUGAAGCAAUGGCGACGGUAAACGAUUCUGGCGCUCUCCCUUCCUCGUCUACUAACUUUGAGGACAGAGAUUUCAUUCUUAGUCAGGAUUUCUUCUGCACCCCUGACUAUAUCACUCCGGACAACCAAAAUCUGCUGAAUGGCGUGGAUUGCUACAAGGAAAGCACUCCUUGCCCCAAAUCUCCAGAGAAGAUUAAUACUGUUAAAACUAAGAGAAAAAUACGUGACGGUGUUUUAGUACAUCCUCUGAGUCCAAGUUUGUCUGGCCGUGAACAAGUUGUGGAGCUAGGAAAUGACACUUUUGGAACAGAUGAUGAAGAUAUGGAGAAAGAGACAAUGGCAAUGCCAAAGAAACAAAACUAUGUUUCUCAAUCUGCUGUUGCUUUACGCUGUCGAGUUAUGCCUCCUCCUUGCAUGAAGAAUCCAUACUUGAAUGAUGCUUCAGACAUAGGUGUAGACCCAUUUGGUAAUCAACGAACAAAAUGUGCAGAUUUUUUUCCCGCACUGUUUAGUGGAGAUGGUCUUUCAAGAUAUCACACCGAUUUUCAUGAGAUAAAGCAAAUAGGAACUGGAAAUUUUAGCCGUGUCUUCAAGGUAUUGAAGAGAAUUGAUGGUUGUUUAUAUGCUGUUAAACAAAGCACAAGAUCAUUGCAUCAAGACAUAGAAAGGAGGAGAGCUUUGAUGGAAGUUCAAGCUUUGGCAGCUUUAGGAUCUCAUGAAAACAUCGUUGGAUACUACUCUUCGUGGUUUGAAAAUGAGCAACUCUACAUUCAAAUGGAACUCUGUGAUUGUAGUUUAUCCACUGGCAGGUAUUCUCACCCGUUCUCUGAGGCUGAUGCACUGAAAGCCUUGCAUCAGAUUGCAAAAGCAUUGCUGUUUAUGCACGAGAAAGGAGUAGCUCAUUUAGACGUGAAACCUGACAAUAUUUAUGUCAAAGAUGGUGUUUAUAAACUUGGUGAUUUUGGAUGCGCUACUCUUCUUGAUAAAAGCCUACCAAUUGAGGAGGGCGAUGCACGCUAUAUGCCUCAAGAAAUUCUGAAUGAGAGAUACGAUUAUCUUGACAAGGUUGAUAUAUUCUCUUUGGGAGCUGCUAUUUAUGAGGUUGUGAGAGGUUCGACGUUUCCAGAAACACGUUUCAUGAAUCUAAAGGAGGGAAAAUUGCCACUCUUUCCUUGUCAUUCAUUGCAAUUUCAAAACUUAAUCAAGGCGAUGGUGGAUCCCGACCCAGCACGACGGCCUUCAGCUAGGGAAAUUCUUCAGAAUCCCAUAUUUGAUAAGGUCAGAAAUCAUCCAAAAUCAUAGGUCAACUGUGGGUUAGUGUGUUUAAUCACUUGCAUUAGCCAGCUAUUUUUGUAAGAUUUCAAUCACCACUUUCCCAAGUUCAUGCAUCAAAUUUUGUCUCUAGCAUGGUGCAAAUUUUGUAAAUUCUCUAUGAUAAUAUUGUAUCAUAAACUCGUAAAUGCAAGUUAACGAAAGCUCUUUCAUUUCCAAAUA
This is a messenger RNA of Cucurbita maxima (winter squash), 1710 nucleotides long. RefSeq names its product wee1-like protein kinase. The record is from RefSeq and is a predicted model, not a curated record. Bases 49 to 1518 code for a protein of 489 amino acids. NCBI's taxonomy places the organism in Eukaryota, Viridiplantae, Streptophyta, Magnoliopsida, Cucurbitales, Cucurbitaceae. The transcript has 10 exons. Gene Ontology annotation, molecular function: ATP binding; protein kinase activity. Gene Ontology annotation, biological process: protein phosphorylation.